Clonostachys byssicola is the source of this 1734-nucleotide messenger RNA. The record is from the annotation of a GenBank genome assembly. Lineage: Eukaryota; Fungi; Ascomycota; Sordariomycetes; Hypocreales; Bionectriaceae.
AUGUCUGAAGCUACCAACAUUUCCACUGUCGAAGCCGGAUCUCACUCUUUUCUCUUUGAAAAGAACGUGGGUAUCAAGACCAAAGCAGGUGGCAUGAUCCGAUGCAACGUGUUUCGCCCCAAAGCCGAGAACCUAGACGCCAAAUAUCCUGUUCUUGCGACUAUCGGCGCUUAUGGAAAAGAUGUACAUUAUGAAAACUUUAAUCCUCACAGUUACUCGGAGGUACCAGCUGCCCAUAAAACCAGUCACUCUGUAUGGGAGACCCCAACACCUAGCCACUGGACUGCUAGAGGCUACGUGGUUGUUCGAGCCGAUGAGCCUGGUGCUGGUCAGUCGCCAGGCCAUCUAGACAUAAUAUCUAGGGGAACUAUCGAUGCCUUCGUUGAUCUUAUUGAGUGGGCAGCGGAGCAGCCGUGGAGCAACGGUAAGGUUGGCCUUUUAGGUAUCAGCUACUAUGGCAUCACUCAGUGGCACGUCGCAGCCCGGCAUCCCAAGGGUCUUGCCGCUAUUGUCCCUUGGGAAGCUGCCUCUGACGUAUAUCGCGACGCGUGCCGUCAUGGAGGUAUUUUAUCUAACGGCGGCUUGGACCUCAUCUGGGACAGACAAAUUGGCCCCUCUCAGUACGGCCUUCCUGGCAAAGAGGCACGAGGCUGGGGUGAUGACCCCAAUGAUGGUCCGUUAUCGGAUGAGGAGCUUUCUCGCAAUUCAACAAGACUCAUCGAUUCUGCACGCGUGAAUCGCUUUGCCGACGGCGAGCGAUUCGCAUCCGUCAACCUCAACUUGGAAGACAUCAAGGUUCCGGUGCUGAGCGUUGCGAACUGGGGAGGAAUCUUAUUGCAUCUACGCGGCAACGUUCAAGGAUUCAUGCAUUCCGCGUCCGAACUCAAGUAUCUUCGAUUCAUAGUAGGAAGACAUGACCUGCCUUUUUACUCCCCCGAAGAGGUCAAGGUUCAAGAGAGCUUUUUGGAUGCUUUCCUUAAAGACGACGAUCGAGAGGGUUGGAAAGUCAAGGGCAAGCUCCCACCGGUUGACCUCAUUAUCCGCAAGGGCAAUGUAGGAUACAACGACCCAGAGGCUGAGAGUCAGUUUCAACGCAGGAAGGAGAACGAAUGGCCGAUUGCCAGAACGCAGUACCGGGAGAUGUUUCUCAGCUCGAACCAUCUCUUACAAUGGGCUGAGCCAAAUAACAGUGCCCCUCACAAGCUCACAUAUCAAGCAUUUGCGGAACAAAGUGAACAUGAGUUUGUAUCAUUCACUUCAGCGCCAUUUGAGGAGGAGACAGAAAUCACAGGCCACAUCGUUGUUCACCUCAAUGUGUCACUUAGCCCCAACAACUCCACGCCUACUCCUUCCGAUAUUGACCUUUUCUUGUCCCUGCGUCAUCUAGAUGCCACUGGCAACGAGGUUUUCUAUACAGGUACGACCGGAGAGGCAGCUCCAAUUACCAAGGGCUUCCUUCGGACAAGCUUGAGAAAGACGAAUCCCGAACAUCGACGACACAGAUCUUGGUUGCCUUAUCGAGAGUACAGUUCUUCUAGUGUGCUUCCUAUCAUUCCUAAUGAGGUGUAUGGAGUGGAUGUGGAGAUUUGGCCAACCAACGUGGUUUUGCAAAAGGGAGAAAAGCUUGUCCUAGAUAUCGGCUCCCGAGAUCUGGCUGGCACUGGAUUCUUUACCCACAAUGAUACGAGAGACAGGCGAGUUCACGAUGACUAUAGUCUCUGUAUUGACAGCUAA